Messenger RNA from Penicillium waksmanii, 1317 nucleotides. Its product is annotated as tRNA methyltransferase TRM7. Gene Ontology annotation, biological process: tRNA methylation; cytoplasmic translation. Lineage: Eukaryota; Fungi; Ascomycota; Eurotiomycetes; Eurotiales; Aspergillaceae. Gene Ontology annotation, molecular function: tRNA methyltransferase activity. Gene Ontology annotation, cellular component: cytoplasm. The transcript has a single exon. The coding region runs from base 1 to 1317 and encodes 438 amino acids. The record is from RefSeq and is a predicted model, not a curated record.
AUGGGCAAAUCGUCCAAGGAUAAGCGCGAUGCUUACUAUCGCCUGGCGAAGGAACAGAAUUGGCGCGCUCGCUCGGCGUUCAAGCUCAUUCAAAUCGACGAACAAUUCGACCUCUUCGAUCACGAGAACCCGGAUAAUGUUACACGAGUUGUGGAUCUUUGCGCUGCACCAGGCAGUUGGAGUCAGGUACUGAGUCGAGUCCUGAUCAAGGGCGAAAGCUUUGGCCGGCGGGCGUGGCUCGAGAAGAAACAAAGAGACCGACAGGCUUUGGAGGAGGGCGGCGAUGCGACCAAGCCAAGCGAUAAUGACAUGGAGCCUCAAUUUGGAGAGAGCGACCCAAAUGCCGAACUGAAACCUCGCAAGAAUGUCAAGAUUGUCUCCAUCGAUUUGCAACCGAUGGCCCCGCUUGAAGGCAUCACCACCCUCAAAGCUGACAUCACCCAUCCCUCCACAAUCCCUCUUCUCCUACGUGCUCUGGAUCCUGAAGCUUACGAAUCUUCUUCUACUUCCACUGACUCCCCAUCAAACCCUCCAGCACCCAUCAGAGAGCCUCAUCCUGUUGAUCUGGUUAUCUCCGACGGUGCGCCCGACGUAACUGGUCUGCACGAUUUGGACAUCUACAUCCAGUCCCAAUUGCUCUACGCAGCCCUCAAUUUGGCCAUGGGCGUUCUUCGACCUGGCGGCAAAUUUGUUGCUAAAAUCUUCCGAGCCCGUGAUGUCGAUCUUCUUUAUGCGCAAUUGCGAACUGUUUUCGAUCGAGUCAGCGUCUCCAAGCCUCGGAGUAGUCGUGCCAGCAGUUUGGAAGCAUUCAUCGUCUGCGAAGGCUAUAUCCCACCCGUCAGCAAUGAAGGUCUCGCUGGAAUGGCAGCAUUGAAAAAUCCUCUAUUUGGUGGUGCCGCUACCCCGAAGCCUGUCUCGCAGGAUGGCAACGUCGGCCUCGAAGUAAAAGACGAUCUAGAUCAAGAUACAAGGGCUCGGCCUGUCCUAGCAGAGACAAACGAUGGGCCCAAUGCUUCGUCAACACACUCCACGGAAGUGCGCCAUCUCCAGCAACCAUCCGAGACAUCAAACCAGCCACCUGGGCAAAAGCUGUCCAACAAAUUUGCCGAGGAGAAUCGAUGGAUUCCUUCAUUCAUUGCCUGUGGCGACCUGUCUGCCUGGGAUUCAGAUGCAUCAUAUGCCCUUCCUCCUGAUCAUGUCAGCUUGCAGCCAGUACAGCCUCCGACUGCUCCGCCUUAUCGUAAGGCUUUGGAGUUGAGGAAGGAAAUGAGCGGUGCUUACGGAAAGACCAAACAUGGGCCAUUGGCAAGGGCCUGA